Metschnikowia bicuspidata var. bicuspidata NRRL YB-4993 is the source of this 3963-nucleotide messenger RNA. Its product is annotated as translation initiation factor 3 subunit. The transcript has 2 exons. The record is from RefSeq and is a predicted model, not a curated record. Lineage: Eukaryota; Fungi; Ascomycota; Pichiomycetes; Serinales; Metschnikowiaceae. Bases 160 to 3963 code for a protein of 1267 amino acids. Gene Ontology annotation, cellular component: cytoplasm. Gene Ontology annotation, biological process: intracellular distribution of mitochondria. Gene Ontology annotation, molecular function: mRNA binding; protein binding.
UGAUAAUAUGGGUGGUGAUUAAUCAACCUGCCAUUCGCCCGGAGCUAGCCCGGAAUUUUACUCCUACGUGCACUACUAAAAUUGUCGAUUUCGCAGCUAAGAUUUUUUCAGUCGUUCGUUCACUUCACUCUACUUCACGACGUGAGCGCUACAUCCAAAAUGGCUGACUCAAACCCGGAAGAAGUGCAGGAUGUCAAGCUUAGAAUAAGACUUCCUGCCAGUAUUGGUGCCCAAAUCGAUUUUGUUGAAACGACGCAUACCUUGCAAGAAACCAUUUCUGAUGUAAAGGAAGCAUUGGCAGCCUCUCCACAGUUGAACAGUGUCACAAAUUAUUCGCUUGUUCUCGACAAUGUUAGAAUAACUGAAGAUUUUGAUGACUUUGAUCAAUUGUCCGAGGUUUUGGGUGGCAAGACCGGUGAGGUCAAUCUCAAUUUGGUUGAAAAGCCCUACAACUUGAAAGACGUCUACGACCAUCUCAUUAAGUUCAGAGAAAAUAUUGGUAUGAACUUUUAUGACCAUGCGUCUCGUACCUUUAGUGUCGCCUCUGGAUUUUCCAAGUUUAACUCCAUUGGUUUGAAGGAUAUUCAAGUUGGGUCUGAGCAAAAGGCUAAUUCCUCUGCUGGUGAGGACUCUGAUGACACCAAAACACCAGAGAAUGCGCUUUCAAUCGAUGAGGAAGAUUUGCAGUCUAUAAAGACCAUUGUCGAUAGUGUUAUUGAGGAAAACCUGCAAUCUCUUUCCAGCCAUGUGGCCGGCGACUCCGUCUUGAGCAAGUGGAAUAUUCCCAUCAAGUCUCUCACUUUAAGUCAGUGGAACCCAGUCCCACAGCAGCAAAAGUUGAAGGGGGACUUGUUGUACUUGACAUUGACAACGUUGGAAAGUGAGACCUUUUCAAUCACUUGUCAUGCGUCCGGAUUUUUUGUGAGCAAGUUGUCCAACGCAAAUUUCGAUCCUUCCUUGAAGGUGAAUGAGAAGGGGUCUUUCCACAAGGACUACCUCUUGUACAACUUGAUCGACAAGUUGUCUGCUAAAUUCACACCUACGCUCUCUCAGAACAAGGAAGCAUUGGGCUUGGCCUCGCAGUUUUCAGAAACCUACUUGAUCCCCUCGCAGAUCCCAUCCAAGUUCUCUUGGGCUGUCAACGAACUGCAGAUUAAACUGCAAAGCAUUCCUGACUAUUCCAGAUCUCAGGUCGCUAUCUUCUCCAAUGGUGUUGAUGGUGCAGAAUUUGUGAAGGACUGGAAUGAUGAGUUCCAGGGGAUUAAGGAGUUCCCACGUGAAACGUUUAAUGAGCGUCUUCUCAGAGACAAGUUGCUCAACAAAUAUAUCCAGGAUUUCAACCAAGCUGCAGUCUCCACAGCGAUUGAAAUUGUCAACGGCAACUUGGUCCCACUUAACCCAAACGAAAGCCGGGACAAGCACAUCUUUUUGAGAAAUAACAUUUUCUAUAGUUUUGGUGUGGAUGCCACGGGUGCUCAUGAAAAGAGCGGUGGAGAUGAGGCUGCCCGUUAUUGUUUCGGAAAAGACAUUUCUUCGGUCAAGCUUUUGAACAGAAUUGAUUCAACUGGUGUCUGUAACUUGCUUUCCUGUGUUGUGGACUACCUUGGCGAGCGUGUUGUGUGUCAAGCUCCAGUUCCUGGUGUCUUUAAUGAUCAAGUUGAUGAGGAGGGACAGUCUCUUGACAAAGUCGCCUGUGGAUACUCCAUCGAUGAAAACAAGAUCAAUGUCAACCCCAAGUUCGAAGAAGUCUUGAAGCCAGUGGCCGAAGCUUUUCACUUGAAAAAACAUAAAGUUGAAUUAGCUACUGGUGCAAGUACCGGUGAUCAAGAGUUGGUCGUGUCCAAGGACACUAAAGGUCUCAUCGGCACUGACGGCAGAAAAUACUUGAUCGAUUUGUACAGAACCACCCCGAUCGAUAUAGAUUUCAUUGACUCUCACUAUGAUGAGUCUUCUGAGAAUUCAUAUCCCCACAAGGAAGCUUCUUUGAGGCAUGAGGCAGUUGAGGAAUGGUACAAGAGAAAGGCCGCUGUUAUUUUCAAACUUGAGACUGAGCGCUUGGAGAAAGAGGGCAAGCUUGAAGGUGAUUCCAAGCCUCAGAUUGCUAUUUCCUACGAUCAAAUCACGUUCAACCCGGAUGCCUUUACUGGAGUCAAUGAGUCGGAUGAAGACAAACAAACGGUGAGAGAGUUAUCUGAAUUCGUCAAAAAACACCUCAUUCCAGAAUUCCUCAAGGAUGUCUCUGAAAAUGCUGUACCAUAUGAUGGUGUUCAGUUGUCUGACUACUUGCACAGAAGCGGUAUUAACAUGAGAUACCUAGGUGAGGUUGCACAGCAAGCCUUGAAGAAAGCUGAGGACUUUCAAACCAGUCUUGAGGAAACCAUCAAGGUAAACGAGGCUGUCUUGGAAAGCGCGCGUGAAGAAGAAGCUAAAACAGCUGAUGAGUCUGCUGAAACCAAUGCCAAAGAGGCAGAGAAUGAUUCUAAGGACUCAAGUGUCUCAGAAGAUAAGAAAGAGAGAGACACGACAGCCGCCAAAAUGGUUCCCGUCGCCGCUAAUAUGAGAGCAUUAUACAAUGUUUGCGUGCAAGAGAUGAUCGCUAGGGCAUCAAAACACUUCUUGCGUAGAGUGGGUAGUACUAUACCUGCUCUCUUGAUGCCAUAUUUUGUCUCGCACUUUCAUAACUGUUUGUUGGGUGGUGAGAUCACGACUUCUCCCGCUGUGAACAUUGAUGAACUGUUCAAAUCUUUCUUUUCUCAAGAGGAAUUAGCGUUUGUCAGUUUAGAUAACGCAAAAAUUUCAAAGUCAAUUGCAAAAGAAGUAUUUGUGCGGUUUAGAUACUCUCUCGAUGAUGAGUGGCUCAAGUGUGUCAAACCAUUGCAACUCCUCAGAGAGAUUGCUUUGAAGUUCGGAAUUCAGUGGAAAGCACAGCAAUACGCCUUUACAAAGGAAGCUUUGGAUGCUAACAAACCAGUUGUAUCUGAAAAAGAGACAUUGGUGACACCAAAGGACGUUGUUUCUUUCGUCCCUCUUGUGAAGGAUUCUUCUUACAGAUGUUCAUUUGUUGACGAAGUCUUCGAGACCGCAAGAAUGCAGAUCCAGGAAGGUGAAAAGCAAAUCGGCUUGGAUCUCUUAGCCGAGUUGGUCGCGUUCUAUCAACAAAUAUACGGAAAUGUUCACCAAGAAACAACGGGUUUCUACUCGACUUUGGCUCAGAUUUACUCAGAGUGUGGCUUACAUUCCGAGGCCUCGAUUAUCGCAAGAAAAUCCACAAUCUUGCACGAGAGAUUGACCGGAUUGGACAGUUAUGAGACUAUCAACUCUUAUGUCAAAGCUUCAUUCUUUGAUUCAUUGAACAAAGACCACGUAAGUGCUUUCAUGAUGAACUUGAAAGCGUAUCAAGAUUGGAGUGUUGUCUAUGGUCCUGAGCAUCCCAAUACCGUUAACACUUUCUCUAGUUUUGCAACGAUCUUGCAACAAAUGAAGCUUACCUCCGAAGCCAAAAAGUUCUUCAAUAUGGCUUUGGAUCUUUCCAUUAAAUUGAAUGGUGAGCUUUCUGAUAUUACUGCAAUUCUCAGACACCGUUUGGCUGUCAUGCUUGUGCAGACGAACGAGUACAAACCUGCUUUGGAACACUUUGAAAAGGCAGCAUACGCCUUUAACAGGAUUGUUGGUCCAGAUGAUGUCCUCUCUAAGGAGUGCUCUAGCUUCGCAACGAACCUCGCCAAAUACUUGGUCUUUUCGGAGCAACAAUUGGCGGAGAAAAAGAAGAUCUUGGCCCAACAAGUGAACAAGAAGUCGAAGGGUUCUGUCAGAGCUACUAAGCCCCAGCCAGUGAAAUCCAAGAAGGAAAAAAAGAGUGACCUGAGCACCCCAGACCCGGAAAUUGCCAGCAAGUCCGUGGAUGAGAUUUUGCAAUUCAUUGAAGGGAAGCUGAAGGGCAAAAAGUCCAAGAAGAAGAAUUAG